Molecule: messenger RNA, 2277 nt
Organism: Lodderomyces jiufengensis
Lineage: Eukaryota; Fungi; Ascomycota; Pichiomycetes; Serinales; Debaryomycetaceae
Exons: 1
Coding region: 1-2277 (758 amino acids)
Molecular function (GO): protein binding
Source: RefSeq, a predicted model, not a curated record
AUGUCAACAAUCAAAAGACCACAUUUACCAAUUAAUAUAGUAGAAAGAAUAAUAAGUUUUAUUGAUGAUGAAGAUGUAUUAAGAGAAUUAUUAGAAAAUCCAUCUAUACAAUCAAUAGUUGCAAAUUUCAAAAUUCCAAUUUAUAUUAUACAAGAUGCAGAUAAUUCGUCAAGUUUAACUCAACAUAGAGGAUCUAUAGAUAAUUUUAUUGAAAUUUGUCAAUUAUAUAAUUUUGUACCUGAUUUAAUUGAGUGUAAUUUAAAGAAUUUAAAAAAAUUAUAUGAUUUGCAAAUUAUUAAUUUAAAAAAUUCUUGUUUUGAAAUUGAAUUUGAAUAUGAUGAUUUAGUUGUUGAUUUAGAAAUAAUUUUGAAUAAUCUUCGAGUUUCAAAAUUUUUUAGAAUUAGUAAUGAAUUUUCCAGCUAUUAUAAAAUUGAAGUACAUUUAAAUAAUUCAAUUUUAGAAGAUAAUUUUAACAAUGAGAAUAAUGACUAUUUAAAGGAUCAUUACUUAUUUUUGCUUACAUUGUUGAAUUCAAGAAGAUCAAAGCAAACUAAAAAAUUAAAUUCAAUUCCAAAAGUUUAUAUUACUUCAAUUAAUAUUGCUGAUUUUUUUGAUUAUGAAAAUAAGAAAUUUCCUACAACUGUAAAAGAAUUGAAACUUGUUAUUAGCAAUGGAAUGAAUGAUAACCUUGAGUUUGGAUAUUUGACUAAUUUAAAAAAGUUGGUUCUUACUGAAGGCUGGUAUAAUCGUCAUCAAGGCUGGAUGCCAUUUCCACCAAAUCCUAGUUCACUUACUUCAUUAUCCCAAAUAACUUUUCCAGAAACAUUGGUUGAAUUAGAGUUAUUCAAUGCUGACAUUUCGGAUUUUGAUGAUUUGGGUCAAUUACAACAUUUAAAAAUAUUAAAAAUUAUGGAUUGUUUUAAAAUUUUCACUAUAAAUGGUGCUUGUUUACCGGAAACUUUAAAAAGUUUAACAAUAAAUUCUGCAUUUUAUUUUAGUGGUAGGUCAGAUGAGAUAAUGGAAAGAUUUUGGAAUGCUUUAGAUGAUGCACUUGAAUUUGAUACAAAUAGAAUAGAAGUUGAUAACAUUGGAGUUUUGAAUUUAUUUAAAAAUGAUAUAUUACCUCCAAAUCUAACUCAUUUAGAAAUUCAAAAUUUGCCAAAUCAUAACUUAACUAUUGGUAAUGAAUUAAAUCUGCUAAAAAAUGUAAUUAUUGAAAAUACUUGGAAUAUUGAUUUGCCUCCAAUCAUUAAAAAUGCUGGAAGUAAAUUGGAGUCUAUGUCAUUGAAGGGUCAGAAUGCAAUUGAUUUUAGAGAAGUAAAACUUCCAUCAACUAUUCAAAAAUUCACAACAAGUAUGGAGAUACUUACAUACGAUGGUGAAGUACAAUUUGGUGAUUUGAUAAAUUUGAAAGAGUUGAACCUUUUAGGAAAUGAGGAAGGUACCAAGUUUGAAUUUCCACCUAAUUUAAUUUCAUUGAGAAUUCUUGACUCAGAUGAAAUAAAAUAUUUUGAUACUAGGCUAACUGACAAUUUAAAUAAUUUUAAGUUUUUGAAAGUUUUAGAAUUAGAUUAUACCUAUUCAUCUGUACAAAUUUUUGAAAUUGAAUUACCAACAAGUUUACUCGAAUUAAAAAUUCUUGAUUAUUGUGAAAAUAAAAUAAAGGUGAAAAUUUCGAAUCUUUCAGAAUUAAAUCAAUUAGAUCAGCUAUAUGUAAUCAAUGUUCAUUUACAAAAUAGUGCCAAUGAGUUACCAUCACUGAUCAAAACUCUAUACUUGGUUGCAACAAAAGGUAAACCAGUUUUUAAAGGUAAUAUAAAGCAUUUAACAAAAUUAAAAGACUUAGAUUUAUGUCACUAUAGAAUUAAGUCUUUUGAUUUCAGUAAAAUAUCACCAACUAUGAAGACAAUAAGAAUUCAAGAUUGUACAAUGAAUGAAAUUAUGGGGGACUUCAAAAACCUAAUUUAUUUAUCAUCCUUACGUUUAAGUAAAUCAAGAAUAACCAAUAACAUUUUGAAAAAACUAGAAUUCCCACCAUCAUUAAAAUGGUUAGACUUGGAUGAAAAUCCAAUUUUGGAUCUAGCAUUAGUUAACCUCAAAAGUUGCUCAUUAUUACGUCAUUUGAGUCUUCGUAAAUUAAUUGCUAAAACAAGAAAUCAGAUUAUUAAUGAUGAUAUAUUAAUGAAAGAUAUUAAAGAGUAUUGUCCUAAUAUGUGGUUAGCUUCUUGUUCUUAUGGUGUUAAAAGUCGUGAUGUUUUUGUAUUCUUUGGUGGAUAG